Messenger RNA from Haemonchus placei, 816 nucleotides. Lineage: Eukaryota; Metazoa; Nematoda; Chromadorea; Rhabditida; Trichostrongylidae. The record is from the annotation of a GenBank genome assembly.
CUGUCAGCCGUUGCACUCGUCAGGCAUUUUCAGAUAGUGAAGGACCAGGAAUUUUCUCAGUUUAAUAGUCUCAAGUCGAAAAUUUUUGAACAUUUAAGCGGUGAACCAAUUCCAUAUGUAGAAUACACGAAAGAGGAACACGAGACAUGGAGAAUAGUCUACGAAAAGCUUCGCGAACUCCAUGAAUCACACACCUGUGCCACUUACAGGAAGAAUCUCAAGCUCUUAGAAGACGAAGGCGUUUUAUCCCCAGAUCAAAUUCCGCAAAUCAGAGACGUCAAUAAAUAUCUUCAGAAGAAAACUGGUUUUAUUCUUCGCCCAUGCAGUGGCCUUUUGACCGCACGAGAUUUUCUGGCAAGCCUAGCAUUCCGUGUGUUUCAGACAACCACUUACUUACGGCACGGCAGUAAACCACAUCAUUCGCCUGAACCGGAUCUGAUUCAUGAGUUAGUUGGACAUGUGCCAAUGUUCGCUGACCCAAUGAUAGCCCAGAUGAGCCAGGACAUCGGUCUGAUGAGUUUGGGCGCUACUGACGAACAAAUAGAAAAGCUGGCAAACGUGUACUGGUUUAUAAUCGAGUUCGGACUGUGUGUAGAAGAUGGAAAAUACAAAGCGAUUGGCGCUGGAUUGCUUUCUGCUUACGGAGAAUUGAUGCAUGCCUGCUCAGACAAACCUGAACAUCGUGAAUUCGAUCCAGCCACUACAGCCGUACAGAAAUACGAAGACAGCGACUAUCAACCACUCUAUUUUGUCGCUCAAAGUAUUCAGGACGCUUUGUCGAAGUUAAGGUAUAUAAGCACAGCGACUUCAAGAUAA